AUGAGCGCGCCAUCACUAAGUAAAGCUGCUUUGGAACGUAAAUUUAUUGAAUGUGGCGAACGUGAUCGGAUGAAGGAAUUGUUAUUGCAAAGGUUGCGAGAAAGUGGUUGGGUGGAAGAGGUGGAGAAUAUGUGCCGGAAUUGCAUACAAAAUAAGGGUAUCGAACAAGUAACACUCGAAGAUGUUUUGAGCGAUGUGCGAGUACGAGCUAGACGAGCAGUGCCGGAUGAAGUGAAGCGUGAAUUGAUGCAUUGUAUUCGUUCAUUCUUACAGCAACAGUCUGGCAUUAAUGAUCUCUGA
Molecule: messenger RNA, 300 nt
Organism: Acanthocheilonema viteae
Lineage: Eukaryota; Metazoa; Nematoda; Chromadorea; Rhabditida; Onchocercidae
Source: the annotation of a GenBank genome assembly